CUAGAAGCACGUGCAGCCUGACUUACUAGAAAUAAAAGGCAUUGCCACAGUGAGAGAGAAUUGAGACGGACGGUCCCUGUAGUUCAAGAAUGCGUUUCCAAACUGCUGCGAUUUAUAAAGGCAUAUGAGAGUUGUGAGGGUGGAUGCUGGCUCCAUCCUGUCUGUGUUGCUGGCCUCUAAACUGACUUACACCCAGAGGCCUGAGUUUUCAUUGGGAUAUUCAUACUGCUGGAGACGUUGGAGGUGGUCGUCAGUGCUCCCCUGGCCUUACUGGCAGCCCCUCGGGGUGUGAUCCUCCUGCGCUUCUCUAAAGUUUCUUUGCCACAGUGUGAAUGGCACUCAUUGCAUUGCCCCACUGAUCACAUAAGGAGUCUAGGCAGUGAACUCUGAACUUAUCUGCGUUGAUACCUAAACUUAGGUGAGAUCAUCUUCACCGUAAUUCCCACACCUUUCUUGAUUCUUGUGGACUGUUUCACAUGGGGAGAGUCACCAUGACUUCAACAGCUGACCUGUGUUAUGCGAUAAUGUGUUGACUUCAUUUUUGUUGACUCUCCUCUUGAUUCACAGGCUCCCAUUUGCUGCCCUUUGAGGACUUGUUGUUUUUUAUACAUGUGCCUUAUCCUUUCUUUAUGUGUCUCCUUUCACAGAAAGCAUUUGCUGCAUCUCCUUCACAUCCUCAGUUAUACCAGUUGCUGUCUCAGAACUUCUCAGUGAACAAUGGACAGUGAGCAGAACAUGCGUCCUGAAAUAUUUUGGGGUCUUCCAGUUUGGUCACUCCCUGUUUUCUGCAGAUCAGGCCGGAGGAUUCACUUUCCACCAAGAUGUCUGGUUUUUGGCACAGCUGUUAUUAAAAAAAAGUGUUGUUUUCUGGGCUGAGGAAUGCCACAUACACAUUUUCAGCUAGAAGUUGGCUUGCUUUAUCUCGCACCAUGGACUGUUCUGUUCAGGCCCUUUGAGAUAGCUGAGGUGGUCUGUACCUCUGAUGUGUUACCAGAUUCCAUGCUUAUUGGACAUUUUCUAUAUAACAGGUUACAUCUAGAUCAACUUUUAAAAAUAAUGCUCUGGGCUGGCUCCUUAAUGGGACAAACCAAACACCCCACAUAGAAACAAUGCAGAUACAGUUCCGAACAUUGAAAGUUUCGGUAGGUUGAGUUGUACUUUGAUUUGCACUCCAGUCAACAGAAUAUGUGCCAUCCUGCCCACUUACAGCACUGAUUAUUCAGCAGGUAUUUUAUCAGAGCAGCGCUUUGAGAAUGUGUUUCUAGAAUUUCUCUUUUUGUGAUGUUUAGAUUGGUGAAGUACAAAGUACGAGUUGAGGAAUAUGCUGGGAUUGAGAAUGUAUUUAAUUAGCUAAAACGCAAAACAGUGCUCCCCAAAAGCAGGAAGGGAUACCCCGCUUUCUGUGCGGUAGGGCAGCAGAAAAUCUUGUGUUUGUUGUUAUGUAGCAGCUUUUAACUGGUGAAGCUAAUACGUGGAGGACUGCUAUAAAGCGAUUGCUCAUCUCUCAAAUCCAGAGAUCAAUUUUCUGGCUAACUGAAGAUGCUCUUGCAAUGAGAAAUAACCAACUGUGGGCUCACUAAUGUAUAUGCACUGAAUUUUUGAAGAGAAACUGUGUGAAUAGGAGGUCUGCUCAAAGGUCUUGUGCCCAGUUUUGGGCUGUGGGUAAAGGGUUCUAAGAUGCGUGAAAAUUUGAGCAGCAAAUGGAUUAUGAAGUGUUCAUUUUUAGCACUAACAACUUUGGUGGGGCUUUUCUUAGAGACGUGAUCCUAGGGGUGGGUGCUAGGUGGGUACUGUACUGUCUUGAUGUAAACCCCAGCAAAAUUAUUGCUUUGUCUUUUGAGGCACCUGAGGGAGUUCAGUGAAGGCAAAAGGCCUGCAGACCUUUUGGGUGGAAGAAUAACUUGGGGCCAAGUGACUACUUUUAUAAUUCUGGUUUAAUCAUUCACCCCAUAAAGAGGUGCCAAUUACAAGAGGAUGUGACUUUAAACGUGAUUUACAGUAAUGUUUACAAUUAAGUUAUACAUAGAGAUAUCAUUAUGUAGUAAAAAUAUUUCCUAUUAUUUAUAAUAAAAAUAUAAACACUGCAAUAUAACUCUUUAUAGAAAUAGGUGGUUCAGAAUCUUCCUGGCUACAGAACCUGAAUUUUUUUGUCAGCCAGUGAGAUGAAGAAUUCAGCUGAAACUUGAAGCUGUUCCAGUGCAGGAAGGUUUAGUAUGUGGCUCUUGUCUGGACAGGGAAGGGGAAAUUACUGCAAAAUAAUUUGGAGAGUGGAUUUACAAGCUGGCUGUGUGCUCACUCGUAAUGGAUGCCCAUGUUACUCCACUGCACAAGCAAAAUGAGAUCUACCUGAGCUAACCUGGACUGAAUUACCACGAGAUAUUCCCAUGGCUAUGCUUGGCACAAGCAGCUGAAUGCUUUUUUUUUUUCUUUUUGUCCAUAGGAAAACCGUCCAAUCCCAGAACCGGGUCCUGAUGAGGUCCUCCUGCGGAUGCAUUCUGUUGGGAUCUGUGGGUCUGAUGUUCACUACUGGCAGCAUGGUCGAAUCGGGGAUUUUGUUGUGAAGGACCCCAUGGUGUUGGGGCACGAAGCUUCUGGGACUGUCGUCAAAGUGGGAUCAGGGGUGACUCAUCUGAAACCAGGUGAUCGAGUGGCCAUUGAGCCUGGCGUCCCAAGAGAAAUGGAUGAGUUCUGCAGAACUGGCCGCUAUAACCUGUCUCCAACCAUCUUCUUCUGCGCAACGCCUCCUGAUAAUGGGAACCUGUGCCGCUACUACAAGCACAGUGCCAGCUACUGCUACAAGCUUCCAGAUAAUGUCACCUUUGAAGAAGGAGCCCUUAUCGAGCCUCUUUCAGUGGGAAUCCAUGCCUGCAAAAGAGCAGGAGUCACUCUGGGAAGCAAAGUCUUUGUGUCUGGCUCUGGACCGAUUGGCCUUGUUAAUGUGCUUGUUGCUAAGAUGAUGGGUGCAGCAGCUGUGGUAAUUACAGAUUUAUCUGCCUCUCGCCUGCAAAAAGCCAAGGAGGUGGGGGCAGAUUUCACCAUUCAGGUGAAGAACGAGACCCCGCAGGAAGUGGCUUCCAAAGUGGAAAGUCUGCUUGGCUGCAUGCCCGAGAUAACUGUGGAGUGUACAGGAGUGCAAGCCUGCAUCCAGGCUGGCAUUUAUGCCACUCGGUCUGGUGGGACCUUGGUGCUGGUGGGGCUGGGGCCUGAGAUGGUCACUGUGCCCAUCGUGAAUGCUGCCGUGCGGGAGGUGGAUAUCCGGGGGAUAUUCCGCUACUGCAACACGUGGCCUGUGGCAAUUGCUCUGCUUGCAUCCAAGCGGAUCAACGUCAAGCCUUUGGUUACGCACCGCUUCCCCCUGGAAAAGGCUCUUGAGGCGUUUGAGACCACCAAGAGGGGUGAGGGGGUCAAGGUCAUGCUGAAGUGUGACCCCACUGACCACAACCCCUAAGCUGCUGCAGUGCCUGGCCCUCUCUCCCGUUACACCGCCUGCCUGAGAUGCGAAGCAUGAGGCCGCAGGAGGCUGAUGUACGGCUGUUGCAUGUUUACAGUCACCUUAUGCAGGCGCUGCUUUGUAAUCACAGCUAGAAAAUCAAACGAUUGUAAGGGUGAAUGGCACUGAGGGAUACAUCAUUAGAAUAUUAACAGGUAACUACACAUGGAGAACCAAUAGGGAAUAGUUUGAAUCAAAACACUGCUGUUUGGUUAGAGACGAUGGUUCACACAGUUGGCUCUUCUCUGGCAGACCCCACGCGGAGAAGAGCUGGAGUGUCUCUGCAUGUAUUGGGUAGAGCUGCCUGUGGGGCCGUGGGUUUUGUCCAUGCAGAUGUGCUGGGGGAGAGCGUCACCAGCUGCAUGGGUGAAGCGAGGAUGGAGAUGCUGGCGCUCCACCUUCCCGCCCCAGCACUGCCCUGGGGCUGUGCUUGCCGCAGCUCUUCCCAUGUGGCAAUCCCUGGGCGUCAGAUAGCCCUUAUAUGAGUACUCUCCCUUCCAGUUGCACCUUCCCUCGGGGAUGCUCAGGGACUGUAACAGCCUGUGGAACAAAGCCUGGCCAGCCCACCUCUAUGGGAAGCAUCUGCACAUUCAGGUCAUUCUCUCCAUGCUCUUUGCAAAUAGCAAUCUGUGGGCCCAAAGCUCAGAGCUUGCGGCUUUUUUGAAGAAGCUAGUCUGGAAGCCAGCUGGGACCAUUAUCUGCUGUGUCAUCUUCCCCAGCAGCUCUCCAUGGGGCAGAAGGACCGCUGCAGAGCAAGCUGCAGUGUGUUUGCAAGGAAGCUACCCUGUUUCUGGCUGGGACCGCAGAGAGCCCUGUCCUUUUGUGGCUCCCAAGGUGGGGCUGCUGUGGUGGGGCACGGCUCGGUUCUAGUGUGGAGGGGAGCGCAGGUGAGAAGUAAGGGGACAGCAUCAUGCAAAGGUUUUACCACUGCAAAUGAAUUGUAACUUUUCAGGGAUAUCAGGCCUUCCUGCUGAGUUUGUGAGCCAUGAAUGAGGUACUAACGAGGUGGCAGGUUGCAGGUAACAAAAUCUAAUCUUUGAUUACAGUCAUGUUAAUUUUAGUGC
This is a messenger RNA of Haliaeetus leucocephalus (bald eagle), 4554 nucleotides long. It is a transcript of the gene SORD, whose product is annotated as sorbitol dehydrogenase. Lineage: Eukaryota; Metazoa; Chordata; Aves; Accipitriformes; Accipitridae. Bases 2489 to 3448 code for a protein of 319 amino acids. Gene Ontology annotation, molecular function: zinc ion binding; L-iditol 2-dehydrogenase (NAD+) activity. The transcript has 9 exons. Gene Ontology annotation, biological process: D-sorbitol catabolic process. The record is from RefSeq and is a predicted model, not a curated record.